Dama dama (fallow deer) is the source of this 1605-nucleotide messenger RNA. It is a transcript of the gene LMAN1L, whose product is annotated as lectin, mannose binding 1 like. The transcript has 14 exons. Gene Ontology annotation, biological process: endoplasmic reticulum organization; endoplasmic reticulum to Golgi vesicle-mediated transport; Golgi organization. The record is from RefSeq and is a predicted model, not a curated record. NCBI's taxonomy places the organism in Eukaryota, Metazoa, Chordata, Mammalia, Artiodactyla, Cervidae. Gene Ontology annotation, molecular function: D-mannose binding. Gene Ontology annotation, cellular component: Golgi membrane; COPII-coated ER to Golgi transport vesicle; endoplasmic reticulum-Golgi intermediate compartment. Bases 1 to 1587 code for a protein of 528 amino acids.
AUGAGGGUGGUCCGUGGCCUGGAUCCUUUGCUCUGCCUUCUCCUCCUCGUGCUCCUGGACCCCCACAGCCCCGAGGGGGGCCAUCUGCCUCAGCGAAGAUUUGAGUACAAGCUCAGCUUCAAAGGACCAAGGCUGGCAUUGCCUGGGGUUGGAAUACCCUUCUGGAGCCAUCACGGAGAUGCCAUCCCGGGCCUGGAGGAGGUACGGCUGGCCCCAUCCAUGCGGAACCGGAGUGGCGCCGUGUGGAGUACAACCCCCAUCCUCUUCCCUGCCUGGGAGGUGGAGAUACAGAUGAGGGUGACCGGGCCGGGGCGCCGGGGAGCCCAGGGCAUGGCCGUGUGGUACACCCAGGGCAGGGGCCAGGUAGGCCCUGUCCUGGGGGCGCCGGACUUGGGGGACGGCAUUGGAAUCCUCUUCGACUCCUCAGCCCAAGAUCCCCAGAACAGCCCUGCCAUCCAUGUGCUGGCCAGAGAUGGGCACACCCCCUACGAGCCGCUUGGGGAAGGAGGCAGCCUGGUGCUGGGCUCCUGCCGCCAGGACUUCCGGAACCGGCCGUACCCCUUCAGAGCACGGAUCACCUACUGGGGGCAGAGGCUGCGUGUGACUUUGAACAGCGGCCUCACUCCCAGCGACCCAGAUGAGGUCUGUGUCGAUGUGGGGCCCCUGCUUUUGGCCCCUGGAGGUUUCUUUGGGGUCUCGGCGGCCACGAGCACCCUGGCAGAUGACCAUGACGUCCUGUCCUUCCUAACCUUCAGUCUGCAUGAGCCGGGUCCAGAGCCUCCCUCACAGCCCUUCCUGGAGACAGAGCAGCUCCGCCUGGAGAAGCAGCUGGAAGGGCUGCGGGCAAGGCUGGGCCUGGGCACAAAGGAAGACAUGACUCCAAAGCUGAACUAUGGAGUCCAGGAAGAGGGGGAACAAAGCUUCGGCCUGGAGGAGACACUGCACAGACACAGGCAGAUCCUGCAGACCCUCCAGGGUCUCUCCAAGCACUUGGCGCAGGCUGAGCAGCAAUGGAAGCAGCAGCUGGGGUCCCCAGGCCGGAUCAGGCCUGAGGGAGGAUGGGCCCAGGACUCCCCCUGCCAGGCUCCACCCACCCCUGAGAGAGGUGGCUACCUCUCCAGGUCACUGGGCAAGAAGGACUCAGCCAAGGUCAGUGCCCUACUCCGUGGACAGCAGACUCUGCUGCAAGACCUGCAAGAGAUGAGGGAUGCAGCUGCUCACAUGGCCUCAAGAGCCCAGGUCUUCUACCUACCCGUGGGCACCAAGCAUCAUUUCUCAGAGCUGGCCCAGAUCCUGAGCCUCCUGCAGAAGGACCUGCGGGGCCCAGCGAGAGCAGCAGCCAAGGACCCUCACUCACCUGGCAGGUCCCCAAGGGUUUCCUCGUGCCUGCAGCCUGGCAUCUUCCUGUUCUUCCUCCUCAUCCAGACUGUAGGCUUCUUCUGCUAUGUACACUUCAGGUGGAAGCUGGACAUGGGCCUUCAGGACUAUUUGUCCACAUGCAGCCUUCCUCUGAGUUCUACACCACAAAUCCCUAGGGCCCUGGGGGCUCUGCGGAGGCAGCCCUUCUCCCCCAGCAUACAGGCAUGACCUACUUCGAAGCCCUGA